AUGAAGCAAAAUACCGAUAUCUGCACGCGUGCCAUGAUCGUUACAUUGAAAUCGCCCUUUGGUAAAUCCACCAAUCAGAUCAGCCAGAUAACGGGUCUUUCACCACGUGCGAUUGACUCAAUUUACAGCAGAGCGUGCCAACGAGGCUUUGAGCCCAACUCGCCCACUAUUAAGCUGCUCCCUAUACACUUAGAGGAUGCCCCACGCGCAGGCCGCCCUCGUAAACAAGAGGAUAUCCACGAAGCUACCCUUGAAAAAGUACACCGCGAUAGGUACGGCAGAGAGAAAACCUGUGUAGAUAUAGCUGGAGACCUUAGGAUUCAAGGCUACGACGUUUCAUCCCCCACCGUUUGGAGAAUUCUUAAAGCAGCAGGAUAUAAUAAAACAAAGCCAACACGGAAGCCUAGUUUAACACAGAAAAUAAGGCAGGAGAGGUUUAAAUAG
Exserohilum turcica Et28A is the source of this 444-nucleotide messenger RNA. RefSeq lists its product as uncharacterized. Gene Ontology annotation, molecular function: DNA binding. The record is from RefSeq and is a predicted model, not a curated record. The transcript has 2 exons. Gene Ontology annotation, biological process: DNA transposition; DNA integration. Bases 1 to 444 code for a protein of 147 amino acids. Lineage: Eukaryota; Fungi; Ascomycota; Dothideomycetes; Pleosporales; Pleosporaceae.